Rhagoletis zephyria (snowberry fruit fly) is the source of this 3063-nucleotide messenger RNA. RefSeq names its product Follistatin (gene Fs). Gene Ontology annotation, biological process: anatomical structure development. Gene Ontology annotation, molecular function: extracellular matrix binding; protein binding; collagen binding. Lineage: Eukaryota; Metazoa; Arthropoda; Insecta; Diptera; Tephritidae. The record is from RefSeq and is a predicted model, not a curated record.
CCGGCGCCUGCUGGCGUUCGUCCCAAAGUAAUGGCAAAUGUAGCGAGAUUUAUUUGCGGAAUAGCACUAAGGCGGAGUGUUGUCGAUAUUCAGAGCUAUUCUACACUGACCGAGAUGUAACAGACGUGGAAUUAUUUUUUGCGACCACCAUUGGUGAUGGCAUGACCUGCUCACCCUGUGCUUCCGGCGCCUGCUGGCGUUCGUCCCAAAGUAAUGGCAAAUGUAGCGAGAUUUAUUUGCGGAAUAGCACUAAGGCGGAGUGUUGUCGAUAUUCAGAGCUAUUCUACACUGACCGAGAUGUAACAGACGUGGAAUUAUUUUUUGCGACCACCAUUGGUGAUGGCAUGACCUGCUCACCCUGUGCUUUGAGCUGCAAGAGCAUGCAAUGCAGUUGGAAUAAGAAAUGCGUCAAGCGCAAAGGCCGUCCAAAGUGUGUCUGUGCACCUGAAUGUGGGGCGGCUAAGCGGCACAAGCAACGAAGCCAACAGAGGACCUUUCGCGGACACGAACCACACAGCGAACAAUUGCGGCUGAAUAGGCACAUAGUACUAGGAAGCGAUGGCAUCAGCGGCGGCCGCGCUGGUGGUGGUGGUGUGGUUGGCAAAGCAGGCAACGGAGCCGGUAGCGCUACAUCGACGCUGUUCGGUGAAGGCAAGUCGCCACGCGACAUACGUAGUUUAAGUAGUGAAAUUACAAAUGUUAAUUUAGGUGUCGAACACCAAUUGCAAAUGCAACAACAAAACCAAAGAAAAAUGAUUAUAAUGCAAAGUCAAAGCCAACAGAAGCCUCAGUUAAGUAGACGAGUGGAGAAUUCGGGAAGACUUUUGAUAACGGCCAAUGCCGAGCAUGACACAGAGAAACCCGUCCAGCGACGAUUACAAAUCUUUAGCAAUAUAAGAACGAAUAGCAGACAUCACAAGAGCUUCGACGAUGACUUCAACAACGGUGAUGAAGACGAUGGUGACGAAAGUGCAGAGGGUGUGGAUGCUGAGGACAGAGAAGUUGAUGGCAACAAUGAAGAUGCUGAUAAUGAUGGUGAUAUUGAUGAUUGGUUAGACGAUGGCAGCGAAGAAGCAUCUUCCGGCAACCAUCGCCGGAGUAGCGAUGAUUCAGCAAGAACGCCAACGGCACCGCCGGAGUCACGACGAAGCUUAAACUUGCCGUCUAGACAUAAAACCAAUAAAAAUUCGAAUCACAACAAAAAAAGAAGGUUGCAUGAGAAUGAAAUGGAGGUUAGCAAGCGCCAACAGGAGAAUAGCAACAACAAUAAUUUCGCCAUAAUUAAACGUUUUCAGCUAGCCGCGUUACAACCGUCAGCUUCGUCACGAGUAACGGCAACAACAGCAGCAACGUCAAAUGCUAGACAACUCGAAAACGCUCCAAAUCACGAUGAGAUGUCGCUGGCGGCAGGAGGAGGCAUUCUGAACGGUAAUAGCGCUAACAAUAACAACAACAACAACAACAACCAUAAGACCAAUAGCAACAGUAGGAAUAACGUUAAUGGCGGCAGACAACGUGAACGUCAUCACCAUCAUCAGCAGCAUCAACAGCAGCAGCUGCAACGUAAACGCAAACAUCACCAGCAUCAGAAGCAACUACAACAACAACAACAUCAGCAACAAGAGCAACAACAGAAGCAGCAGCAGCAGCAGCAGCAGCAGCCGCCCCAUCAGCAAAGUGACCAUCAACACAAUCAUCGCGCGCAUAAAAAGCACAAAAAGCUGAAGGAUCACAAUGCAAACAACAAUGGCAACAACGUGCGCACGCGUACAUCGUCUGCAACAUCCUCGCUGACAGCGCACAGCGGUGAUAGCAUAAUGCCAGCAACCACAAUAGCAACAACAGCAACAGCAACAGCAACGGCAAUGACAACAACUGCUGUGCCAACUACAAUGGACUGGCAGACAACAGCUGCUACCGCCACUCCCGUAAAUUCCAUGUCGCCGUCUGACGAUCGUCGUUUAUUAAAUCACGGAAGUCAUAUAGCAAAGUCAUCGCCAUCGUUGUCGUCGUCGUCGUCGUCGUCGCUAGCAACAAAACAAGAAAAACUUAGCACUUCGUCGGAAGCAUUUUUUGGUGGAGUUGUUUCUGCUGACGUUGGCAAAUCAUUUCGCAAUUCCGAUGACUCGACACUACUCGAUGGAAUUUACGAUAAUUUCAAUGUUUACGGAUUCCCAAAUCGCCAAUUCGAAGUUGCGGUAGAAAAUUUCCAUGGGCCACAUCCAGUCUGCGGCACAGAUGGUCGCACCUAUAAUACGGAAUGUCAAUUGAAGAAACGAGCGUGCCGCACCAAUAAUCCGUCGCUAACUGUUGCCUAUCGAGGACAUUGCCGAACUUCUUGCAACGGUGUGAAAUGCCUCGGUGGUCUUACAUGUGUCGAAGAUCAAUAUACCAUACCACACUGUAUCGCUUGCAAAAUCGAUUGCCCCGAAGAUGAUGCUGCCGCGGCUGCCUCGCACGCAAUUGACCCAAAGCGCGCUGUGUGCGGUGUCGAUGGCAAGACAUACCGUAGUGUUUGUGAUAUAAAUCGAAUGAUUUGCAAGAGUGGACGUUCAAUUGCCGUCGCAUAUCCGGGACCGUGUCGGGCCGACCGUCCAACUUGCAAUGAAAUAAACUGCGGUCACAAACACACCUGCCUCGUGGAUUUGCUAACUCAUGAGCCGCGCUGUGUAACCUGUAGUUAUAAAUGUGCAAGGAAACGACGACCAACGUCGCUGCGUUUUGAGGAGGGCAAAAUUUGUGGAGUAAACAAUCAUACAUAUAAUUCGUGGUGUGAACUGCGACGAGAUUCUUGCAAUACUGGCUUUUUCAUCGAUAUUAAGUCGCCAGGGGAAUGCAACUAGAAUAGCACAAUUAUUAAAACGAAGAAGAAUAAAAAUAAAAAAAAAACGAAAACGAAAAAAAAUAAAGUGGUAAAAGAACUAACACAAAAAUAAAUCAAAUACAGGGACAUAACAGUUAUAAGUUUUAUCGGAAAAACGUUGUUCCAUAACUGUUAUUAGACGAUAAAUAUUUUUUUAUUUCGCCGAUAAGAGUUAUAACCCAACUUUUACUUUUUACGUU